CAUAGAAGUUACUGUUUUGCCGCUGCUGUCCUGACUCUGGUAUCUGCGGUCUAUCAAAAUAAAUCAUCAACUGUCAUCUUCAAUAAUAUAAUAUAAGUUAUAUUAUCACAUUUUUAUUGAUAGAGUAUAAAACACUUUGUAGAAAAAAAUGUCGCGUUCUAUACGUGCAGAAACUCGGAGUAGGGCCAAAGAUGAUAUUAAAAAAGUUAUGAAUGUUAUAGACAAAGUCCGGCAUUGGGAAAAGAAAUGGGUAACAAUUGGAGACACUACUAUGAAAAUAUAUAAAUGGGUACCAGUAACUAGUCAUGAACCCAAAAAAUCCUCAAAACAUAGAGAUAAUAAGGAGAAUAUGAGAAAAAGUACAGUACUGGAUACUUCGAACUCAAACUCGAACUUCAGUCUUGCUGAAGAUUCGAAUACUUGUGCUGCUUUGUCCAUCCAUAAGUGGAUUCAUGCAUCAGUUGGUGAUUAACCUAGAAUGGCAAUGGCAAGUCAUAAGUUUUCAAAGGUAACAAAUGGAGAUCAUAAUGUGUCUGAAACUGUAUAGAGGAGAGAUACAUAUAUACAAGAAAAUGAAGAUUUCAAAACAUUCAUCUCUCCCAACUUC
Molecule: messenger RNA, 607 nt
Organism: Leptinotarsa decemlineata (Colorado potato beetle)
Lineage: Eukaryota; Metazoa; Arthropoda; Insecta; Coleoptera; Chrysomelidae
Gene: BCL7-like
Product: chromatin remodeling complex subunit BCL7B-like protein
Source: RefSeq, a predicted model, not a curated record